Molecule: messenger RNA, 696 nt
Organism: Emys orbicularis (European pond turtle)
Lineage: Eukaryota; Metazoa; Chordata; Testudines; Emydidae
Gene: CABP4
Product: calcium binding protein 4
Exons: 6
Coding region: 1-696 (231 amino acids)
Biological process (GO): regulation of voltage-gated calcium channel activity; visual perception
Cellular component (GO): cytoplasm
Molecular function (GO): calcium ion binding; calcium channel regulator activity
Source: RefSeq, a predicted model, not a curated record
AUGCCCCACAAGCGGCCUGACGAGGUCGAGUCGGAGAAACGCAAAGGGGGACAGGACCUGAAUAAGGGGGGGCAGGCGCCCCCUAAGGAGGAGGAGGAGCCCAAAGCCAGCAAGAGCCCCGGCUCCGAGUCGCGCCGCAGCUCCCACUCCAGCCACGGGCGCAAGCAUGGCAAGAAGCAUCACGCCGACGCCAACAAGGCCUACUCGCCCUUCCUCAACACUGUCUUCGGCAGGGAGCGGGAUCUGUCCCCAGUAGAACUGGAUGAGCUGCUGGAUGCCUUCAAGGAGUUUGACACGGACCAGGAUGGCUUCGUGAGCUACAAGGACCUGGGCGCCUGCAUGCGCACCAUGGGCUACAUGCCCACCGAGAUGGAGCUCAUCGAGAUCUCCCAGCACAUCAAGAUGAGGAUGGGUGGGCGCGUGGACUUUGAGGACUUUGUGGAGAUGAUGGGUCCGAAGCUGCGUGAGGAGACCGCCCACAUGGUGGGGGUGCGUGAGCUCAAGAUUGCCUUCCGUGAGUUGGACAGGAACGGGGACGGGGAGAUCAGCAGCACAGAGCUGAAGGACGCCCUCCUGGCCCUGCUGGGGGAGCAGGUCCCGCUGCCGGAGGUGGAGGAGAUCCUGCGCGAUGUUGACCUCAAUGGGGACGGCCAUGUGGACUUUGACGAGUUUGUGAUGAUGUUGAGCUCCCGCUAA